GAACGACAGCGACAUACAGAACCACACAUCGAAGAUGAGGCAGUGCUGGUGGCUGUUGCUGAUGAUCGUGGUGUCUGCUGUUGUGCAUGUGUGGGGUGCACAGAGCAAGCGCAGCAGUGUGCAUGCUGCCACCAUCGCACACCAAAGCACGGGUGAUGAAGAACACAACAAGCAGCUGUUAUGCAGACAGGUGGACGACGUGUUAGAGCGGCUCGCAUUGAGGCUCCAAGAGGACCAAGAGGAGGAAAGCUCAGCAAGAACAAGAAACAGAAGCAGGAGAACCGAUCAUCAUCAUCAUCAUCAUCAUCAUCAUGAGCAGCAUCAUCAUGAGCAGCAUCACAACCAGCAACGGCAACAACAGCAACAAAUCGUCCACUUUGAUCAUGGCCUCAGUGUACCACAGAGAAGAGCAGGGGCAAGGCAUCUGUGGGACCCGCAGCCGCUUGAUCUGUCUCCGAUCAGAACCAUGGCACAGUUGUUCGGCUGCUGCGUCAACUGUAGCGUUUCUCACACCAACCCAACGACAACGAGAGCCGGCAACCACUCUCAACAGCACCACCAGCAUGAUCAGAAUGGAGGAAGCCUCAGCAAAACCACCACUGUGGGACAACAGCUCACAACACGUGCCUGGGAAUCGCAUCGACCCACCAGCCGCGCUACAAACACUCGUCGGGUUCGGCGUGACACCCCACUGCUCCUCUCGCGCCAGCUCUCGGAAGGCUUUUGCACGCUCGCCAGCCUGUUUGACAGCACGUGUCCGGGGCCCUUGAACAACCACACCCUCACCAUCACCUUUGAAGGGGAAACUGCGAUCGACCACAACGAAAACGCCACCGCCUCAGGGCGCGCCCUGCUCGACUCCUUCUCCGCUGACGUGCAUGAACUGACGCUGCGUGGCAUCAUUCAUGACCAGCCGCUCCAGUGGCUCCUCCACAACGUCGAUUGGAGUGCCCUCAGCAGCAUCACCCUGGAAGGCCUGCAGGCCCCCGAGUUCCAGUUUCACCUUCUCAACAGCUUGCAGGGCAUCUCCGACGUGCGCAUCCGGCACCACGCCCACCUCUCCAUCUCAACGCGCGCCUUCACCCGUGCGCACCAGCUCUCCACGCUCAGCUUGCGCAACAACUCCCUGCUCGCACUGCCUGAGCACGCGUUUGCCGGCAUGACCGCGCUACGCGUACUGGACUUGCGGCAGAACCGCAUCCGAACCGUGAGCGCAGCCAUCCUCGCGCCCCUGUCCAGCGUCCGGCAGCUGCUGCUCGACUUCAACUUGGUCAGCAGCAUUGAGCCGAGCGCCUUUAACACCACAACGCAGCUUACCAUGCUCACGCUCAGCUUCAACGCCAUGUCAGCCAUUCCAGACGGCCUCUUCCACCCACUCUCGCGGCUGCGGCGCCUCAAUCUCGGCGGCAACCCCAUCCACAGCCUACGUCCAGCGACGUUCAGUUCCCAAACGGCCCUGCAAGAGCUGAACCUCGACAACAUGCUCUUGCAAAGCGUCCCACCACACCUGUUUGCUCACAACACGCGCCUGAGGAUCCUCUACCUCUUCCGCAACUUCCUCACCUCGCUGCCGGAAGAUCUGCUUGCAGGCAUGUCGCAGCUGCGUGACCUCUUUCUCGAUGGCAACCGACUCACCGCGCUUCAGGACGGCCUCUUUCGACACCUGACCGCGCUGGACUUCCUCACCGUCUCCCACAACCAGCUGACCACGCUCCCGCGUGGGUUGUUUGACAAUUGCACCGCCCUGCGCGUGAUCCAUGCUCAAGGCAACAAGCUUGCGUUGCUGCCUCCCGGUGUGUUCCGCAGCACCCCCUCGCUGCAACUCGUGUACCUGGCAAACAACAGGCUGCGGUCCAUUGAUGGCGUGUUUGAACAGACCACGCCCACCCUCGUGCGCGUUGAUCUGGACCACAACCAGCUCUCGCGCUUCGAGGUGAACGCGCCGCUCUCACGCCUGUCAGCAAUUACCCUCCGCAACAAUCCGCUCGCCUCCCUGCCAGACCUGGCGGGCAUGCACGUGCUGCAGGAGUUGCGACUGCUCAACCACCACAUUCAGCGGCUGGACCUCACGCCCGUCCUCGCCUCGGCCUCAUUGCAAAUCGUCCAGCUCGAUGCGUCGCCCGAUGCCAAGUCUGUUGCGCUCGUGGACACGGCCCAACUGGCGUCGCGCCCACCGCCAACACAGCUGCACACGCUGCACCUCUCCCACAUUGACACCCGCGCCCUGUUCCGCCAGGCCUUGCCCCCACUGUCCCUCAAUCGACUGCACCUCGGUUGGCCUGGGAUGAACGAGGACUCCGUCCCGCUGUCGCACAUCUGUCGCCUCCUCGCCGACAGUGUUCAGGACAUUUCGCUCACGACAACCAUGUACAAGACCGUGAGCCUUUGCGAUAACAAAACCUAUCAUGCCGUCUUUCUCCAGGACAACACCGCGCUCAGGACGGUUGAAGUGCCUACGGGUGUGAGGACGCUGAACGUGUCUGGGUGCCAUGCCCUGGAUCGCAUCGAUGUGCCGUUUGUGGACGUGCUUGAUGUGUCGCAGACCUUGCUUGGGCCGAGCCAAGCCGUCUGCGACACGUUGGGACGCCGCAUCCUGUUUGCGCGGGACAUGAAUCCAGCCAAGUUUCGCACGCUCGAGGUCAGCGUGACGCUGCGGCGCUGUUUGGAGCGCUUGGACGUUCUUGACCUCUCUCGCAACUCCUGGCUGGAUUUGCCUGGGGAGCUCUCGCGACUCACGAGCCGCCCCGUCGCCCUCUCAUCGCAGCCGCGGCUCACAGCUGAUCUCGUCAUCAUCCGCUCCCGAGCAGCGCCACCUCUGCUGCAAGUCGCGGGCACGCCCGUGCAGUGUAACCUGCAACUUGGCAAUGAAGACCUCCGGCUUCCUCUUGGCAUUGCAACCUUCGUCACCGAAACUGUGUACACCUUCCACUGCACGUGCGCACGCGGUUUCAAGCUGACGUCAGGCGGGCGGUGCGUGGUGGACAACCCAGACAUUGCCGGCAUUGCCGUUGGCUCUGUGAUUGGCGGGUUGUUCUUUGGCCUGUUUGUGGCGUGGCUGUCACGCCGCUACCGUGGCCUGACCAAGCGCAUUGACCUGCAGGAGCAGCUGCUGGUGGAGAGGGAUGAGGAGGUGAUGGCGCUGAAGAAGGCGUGGGAGAUUGAGUACGAUGAGCUGAGGAUGACCAAGCGUGUUGCAGCGGGUGCGUUUGGCGUGGUGUUUGAGGCAGAGUGGGACACGGUGAUGGUGGCAGUGAAAGUGCUGCAGCAAGCCGUCAUGGCGUUUGACGAGAGCACGGUGCUUGAGUUUGAGAAGGAGGUGGAGUUCCUGCAACGGACACGGCACCCGAAUGUGGUGCGAUUCUUUGGGGCGGGCACAAACCCCAGCGGCAGCCCGUUCCUGGUGCUGGAGUUUGUGGCAAUGGGGUCACUCAAGGAUCUGCUGGGGAAAGAUAUGGAACAGGUGUUGAGGGAGGUGAGGAACAGGAAGGUUGAGGAGAGCAACAGCAGCAGUGGUGGUGUCAGGGAUGAUGUGAACAGUGUGUGGGAGUUGAAGCUGCGCUUGCUGCGUGACAUUGCGAGUGGCAUGGCUUUUAUCCACAGUCUGGACCAGAUGCAUCGAGACCUGAAGAGCGGCAACGUGCUGGUGUCAUCGUCGCUUCGCGCCAAAAUCACGGAUUUCGGGUCCAUUCGCCAGUGCUUUACACGUGGUGGAGGUGGCAGAGCCCACGGCAGCAGCCACACUCGCCUGUCGUCCAGCCAAGCUGACGAUGAUCCGCAAUACAGCCAGCGCACUGGACUGCAGACAAUGGCCAGCAUGACGCUGACGGCUGGCGUGGGCACGCCGCUGUACAUGGCGCCAGAGGCAUUGAUGGGUGACAAGUACAGCUUCGGCGCAGACGUGUUCAGCUUUGGCGUGUUGAUGUGGGAGGUGGCGACACAGCGACCACCGGAUCUGAUUGAGCAAGAGAAGGGGGGCGACUUUAGGGGGCCUCUGCUUCCUGCAAUCACGGAGCUCCUGACUGAGGGCAAGCGCCUCAAGUUUCAUGACACAGAUGGCAUCCCAGAGUGGUUCGAGACAUUGACACUGGACUGCAUGGCACACGACCCGGCACAGCGCCCAAGCUUCAACGAGCUGAAGCUGAACCGACUUGGGGGACACACGCGCAACAUGCUUAAAUCGUAGACAUUGUCACACCGUUAGUGAUAACGUGAGUGUAGAUUAUCUGAGCCACUGUCACCCAUCGUGGGUACAUUAAAUGAGCAGCCACGUG
Messenger RNA from Salpingoeca rosetta, 4271 nucleotides. RefSeq names its product TKL protein kinase. The record is from RefSeq and is a predicted model, not a curated record. Gene Ontology annotation, molecular function: protein binding; protein kinase activity; ATP binding. The transcript has 4 exons. Gene Ontology annotation, biological process: protein phosphorylation. NCBI's taxonomy places the organism in Eukaryota, Choanoflagellata, Craspedida, Salpingoecidae. Bases 35 to 4183 code for a protein of 1382 amino acids.